AUUGAAUUGAAUGCUCUAACUCUCCCUCCCAACCAACUCGGUGUGUCCCGACUCUCAAACACCCCCACCAUACACACCUCCGCCUCUCCUCUCCCUUCGACACACCAGUAAAAAAAAAAAGAUAAAAAUAAACAACAAAAACAUCACGCCAUGUCCCGAUCCGCCGCAGACGCAACCCGCUUCACGGCCACAGGUCCCUACGCGCAUUCCAAGCCCGGUGCCGCCCCCUACAAGCUCCCCGGCUUCAUGGCGAACGCUCAGUCCCAGGGAUCCGGCAACGGUGGUCGUCCGGAGACACCGAAGGAGAAGGUCGAGCGGUUGCGGGCCCAGGCUAGGGCGGCGCGGAUGGCGCAGUCGACGUCGCGCGUGGAUACCAUGAUCGAUUUCGGGAGACGGUUCGCCAACAAGGCGCACAAGACAAUGGUUUAUACGCUUAUUGCUGCUUCGGGUAUUUGCGGAGCGUUAACGGUCUACUCGAUGGUGUCUCUUACGCUAUAUAACCGUCGUCAACGGGCGCUGUGGAUCGAAAAGGAAUUGCAGACGUUGCAGGAUGCCAAGACGGCGUAUGCCAGCGGAACCGCCACAUCGGAACAGUUGGAAUUGCUCAAGAACGAGAGGAUCGGUGAGAUCUACGAGCAGAAGAAACAGGAGGAGAAGGCGCAACGGCCCUGGAAUAAGUUCAAGCGCUAUCUGUUUGACGGGUUGAGCUCGGAGGAGGCUGCCUCGAAGGUCGAGGGUGCGGCGGAGAAUAACAAGCCUGGGGUUCUGGAGGCGCUGAAUGCGAAGGCUGCGGAGGAGGCGAAGGCUACUGCUGCUGUCCCUGCUGCUGUGCAGCAACCGGGUCAGUUGGAUGCCCUGGCGGAGAAUGCGGAGACCGCUGCGAAGCAGACCUCGAGGAGCUGGAAGAGCUGGCUCACCGGCCGGUAAGGAUGUGAGAGGUGAGAUUGUAAAGUAUUGAUGAUGGGGGGGGAUGAGGUGGGGUCGUUCUCGAUGAUGUUCCGAUUGAGCUUUUUCUCUUUCUCGUUUCCUUUGUGUUGCUGUUGCAUGGCAUUUGGUCUCUUUUCCCUUCUCCUUGUAUUCCACCGAUUUGGGCUUACGGCGUCUGUUAGGUGUGUUUUGAGCCGAUGUAAUACUGGGUCCUCUCGUCAUAUUGUGUACAUAUACUUUCCGUCAUUAUCUUGGUUAUAGGUUUCGGCCCAAGAUAUGAAAAAAAAAACUUAGAGCAUGGGGUGCGAAUCUACAGG
Molecule: messenger RNA, 1244 nt
Organism: Aspergillus pseudotamarii
Lineage: Eukaryota; Fungi; Ascomycota; Eurotiomycetes; Eurotiales; Aspergillaceae
Product: cytochrome c oxidase assembly protein COX14
Exons: 2
Coding region: 151-927 (258 amino acids)
Source: RefSeq, a predicted model, not a curated record